UAUUCCGAAAAUGACCUCUAUCGAACAAGAUUCGACCCAACUCGACCUAAAUAACCCGUUUGCCAUCUCAUAAUAACAAUAAAAGUCAAUGUAGCAUACAGUGGAAUGCGACAACUUGCAGGUUGUGAAGUUGAUUACUGGUAAGCAUAGGGAUGGAACUUGCUUGGGCCUAAUAGUAAAAGAAAUUUCCUCAAUUGCAUACGGGAAAUACUGUAGAAGAUAAGAGUCCAUCACGCAAAUCCAAAUCUGAGUAGUGAGUAGUGAGCAGUGAAUCAUUGGCUCACUGGUAGGAACAUCUGACUGUAUUUACCUUAAAUAUACUCAAUCUACACAAUCUCCUUCAAAAUCUCAUAAAAAUCUAACCUUAUUACAAUCACAAAGUAACCAAACAUACAAGAAAAAAUUAGAGUGAGAAAAUGGAAGGGGAAAUCCCAGUAGUAGACUUAGAGCAAAUUGAAGGGAAGUCGGAGAAAUUAAGGGAAAUAUGUGAAAAAUUGGGUUGUUUGAGAGUGAUAAAUCAUGGGGUACCCUUAAAAUUAAUGGCAGAGAUGAAAUCUGUGUCAAGACAAUUGCUUGAUCUUCCUGAUGAGAUCAAACGGCGGAACGUGGAUGUGAUUCCAGGAAGCGGGUACAUGGCUCCAUCUGAUAAGAAUCCACUUUAUGAAGCUUUAGGACUUUUUGAUGUUGCUUCUUCUGUCUCUGUCUCUACCUUUUGCUCUCGCCUACAAGCUUCUCCCUACCAAAGGGAGAUAAUUGAGAAAUAUGCUGAAGCAAUAUACAAGUCUGCAAUAGAUAUUGCAAGCAAGAUGGCAACAAGCUUGGGUUUGAAAGGUUACAGUUUCGAAAGUUGGCCUUGUCAGUUCAGAAUCAACAAAUACAGCUUCACCCCAGAAGCUAUAGGAUCCUCAGGCGUACAGAUCCACACAGACUCUGGAUUUCUUACUAUACUACAAGAUGAUGAAGAUCUUGGCGGUCUUGAAAUUAUGAAUGAGUCGGGAGUAUUCGUUGCUGUUGAUCCAUUGCCAGGAACACUCGUUGUCAAUCUUGGAGACAUUGCUGUACCAUGGAGCAAUGGGAUUCUUCGCAAUGUGCAGCAUCGAGUUCUAUGCAAGGGUGCUGGUAUACGUAUGUCUAUUGCAACAUUUCUUUCACCACCACCCGAUCAAAUUAUCGAAGCAGAUCCAGAGUUUGUUGAUGCUAACCACCCUCGCCUUUAUGCUCCCAUCACGUAUGGAGAGUUAAGGAAGCUUCGCUUUGCAAAUAAGCUGCAUUCUGGUGAAAGUUUACAACUCAUUCGGCUUGAUAAUUAGAUAUUUAGAUCCUACAGAAUAUUCUAAGUUUGCUACAAUUACACAAGGACCUUCCUCCCAAGAAUAAAACACCAAUCAAACCUUUGUUUUAAAUUUUUAAGUGUAUUUUUCAAAUGAGAGUUGUUACAGGAUCUUAUAUCACUUGAAGAUGAUAUUUCAUAUUGACAAAAAUGAUAUUUAACAUUCAUUUUGGAACUUAAUCCA
Molecule: messenger RNA, 1514 nt
Organism: Spinacia oleracea (spinach)
Lineage: Eukaryota; Viridiplantae; Streptophyta; Magnoliopsida; Caryophyllales; Amaranthaceae
Product: 2-oxoglutarate-dependent dioxygenase DAO
Exons: 3
Coding region: 417-1310 (297 amino acids)
Source: RefSeq, a predicted model, not a curated record